Molecule: messenger RNA, 1827 nt
Organism: Coffea eugenioides
Lineage: Eukaryota; Viridiplantae; Streptophyta; Magnoliopsida; Gentianales; Rubiaceae
Product: protein ASPARTIC PROTEASE IN GUARD CELL 1-like
Exons: 2
Coding region: 112-1569 (485 amino acids)
Biological process (GO): proteolysis
Molecular function (GO): aspartic-type endopeptidase activity
Source: RefSeq, a predicted model, not a curated record
UCUACUGUGAUCGAACAUUUGAACUUAUCCGGAUCCGUUAGUUGUAUCCUAAACCAAAGCAAUGUGGACGCAACUUCAUCUCCCAAACUUCUCAUCACCAAAACCACAAACAUGUACAUGGCUCGAAAAGCUCAAAGGCCAUUUCCUUCCGUUAACAUCUUCAUCAUCGUCCUCUCCUUCUUCUCUUUCACCCUCAGUCCUUUUUCACCUCAAGUUGUCUCUGCUUCAGCUUUCAAGAGGCUUCAACUCUUCUCAACCGAAGAAGCUCAGCCUAGCUCAACCUCCUCCGUCUUGUCACUCUCCCUACAUCCUCAUUCCUCCAUCAUAAAGCUGCCAUACGACAACUACUCUGACCUGGUACUCUCCCGACUCGCGAGUGACCGAGCCCGAGCCAAGCUCAUCAACUCCAACAUCGAACGAGCUGUCUCCACCUUCAACCGCCGUCAUGCUGUUAAACCGGAUGUACAAGUCCAGCCGGAGGACCUCAAAACUCCACUGACUCAUUCUGAGGGAGGGUACUUAGCUCGGAUCGGAGUGGGCCGACCCGUGAAAGAAUUCCACCUGAUAGCAGAUACGGGUAGCCAAAUCACCUGGCUCCAAUGCCUGCCCUGCGAUCCAUGCUACGAACAAUCCGACCCGAUCUUUGACCCAUCCGGGUCUUCAUCUUUUAGUUCUUUAUCCUGUGCAUCGCAGGAGUGUACCUCCCUGGGAAAAAACCAAAAUUGCAAAGCUGACCCGUGUACGUAUAAAGCGUCGUACGGAGAUAACUUCAGUAGCAUGGGCGAAUUCGCCACCGAAACGGUAUCGUUUGGAAGUUCGGGCUCGGUUGACAAAGUAGCCAUCGGGUGCGGGCAUACGAACCAGGGCGGGUUUGGCGGGGCAGCUGGGAUACUUGGUCUUGGGGGCACUCCUGUAGGCUUCCCUUCUCAAAUUACAGCGACGUCGUUCUCCUACUGCCUUGUGGAUAUGGACUCGAACUCGUUCUCGAGUCUUGAGUUUAACUCUGCUCCACCUGGUGACUCAGUCGUCGUUCCCUUGAUAAUUAACCCAAGAAUUGAGGCUUAUUACUACGUGGAACUCACGGGGGUCACUAUUAAUGGAGAAAAAGUAUCCAUCCCGGCAUCAGAUUACCAAAUAGGCGAAGAUGGACGCGGGGGAAUCUUAGUUGACUCGGGCACCACGAUAACUGAGUUCCCAACUCAGGUUUAUUACUCUGUCCGCGAUACGUUUGUUAAGUACGCUCGAGCCUUGCCUCCCGCGAGCGGGUUCGACUAUGGUCCAGUUAAACUUGACACUUGCUAUGAUCUAUCAUCUGAACCCACAGAUGGCUAUCCAACGAUGUCGUUUGAAUUCUAUGGGGGCAAAACGCUGUCGCUGAGGCCUGCAAAUUAUUUGAUUCGUGUUGAUGCCAGUGGCAAGCACUGUUUGGCUUUCACCGGCAGUUCGGAACGGGUGUCUUCGGAACGGGUGUCAAUAAUUGGGAACAUACAGCAGCAAGGGAUGCGGGUCACUUACGACCUUACCAAUAAGGUGAUUGGUUUUAGUCCGAAUCAAUACAAGCAAAGUUAACGACUGAGCUUUCUCUAGAGGUUCAGUGGAGAAGUAGAUGAAAUGGAAACUGAAGAAAAUAAAUCAAGACCGGAGUAGUCUGAUUGGUUGCCUAGUACUGGUGGGCCAAAUGCGCAACUGUUUUGAUGUUGCCUUGUGUUGACCGCUUAGUCGCCCCAAUGCCUAAUGGCGCACUAUGCACGUCAAAUGUGAAGGAGAACCUCUAGAGAUCCAAGUUAGUCCAUGCAUGAAGGUGCUCCCUCCAAGUUAGUCCAUGCA